AGCAUCAAACUAAAUAAUGAAUAGUGGAAUAACCAAACUGCUGCUGCUGCUGCUGCUCGCCUGUAGCAGCGCCUGGCUGAGCCUGGCCAGCGCCGAUGAUGAGGAGUCAGCCAGCAUGACUGUGGACGAUGUCAUCAAGAUGAUUGAGUUCAUUACGGAUCAAUGUGAGCCGAAGCCAGAGCGCGAACAUCUGGUGGAGCUGAUAUUGUCCAAGGAUGAUGCCAAGCAUGAGACCAAGUGCCUGCGCAGCUGCAUGCUGAAGCAGUUCGAACUAAUGGGCGCAUCGGACACGCAGUUCAAUGAGGAGAAGCUUGCCGAGGCCAUGAAUAUGAUGUUUUCUGGACGCGAGGACGACUCCAAGCGCAUCAUUGGCAAAUGCAAUCAAGCACCAGCUGGUGUAACCGAUGAAUGUGAAACUUCGCAUAGCAUCUCCAUGUGCAUUAUGCGCGAGAUGCGCGAGUCCAACUACGAAAUUCCUGAUAUAAAGGAGUAAGUGGCGUUUCACUGGCGUCCACAAUGCUUGGCUUACAUUAAAUUGUUUUUUUUUUUUUUUGUUUUUUUUGUAUUAAUAUAAUUAAAUACGAUAGCACGCCUUAA
This is a messenger RNA of Drosophila busckii, 597 nucleotides long. RefSeq names its product general odorant-binding protein 19d (gene Obp19b). Gene Ontology annotation, molecular function: odorant binding. Gene Ontology annotation, biological process: sensory perception of smell. Bases 17 to 493 code for a protein of 158 amino acids. The record is from RefSeq and is a predicted model, not a curated record. Lineage: Eukaryota; Metazoa; Arthropoda; Insecta; Diptera; Drosophilidae. The transcript has 3 exons.